UGCAGCGUCGCAAGUAGGUGCAGCAGCCCGCAGCCCGCCGCGCCUCCGCGAGCCGGGACGGCACUCGGUCCCGCGCGCUCCCCGCCCCGCGCCAGCCCCGCCGCGGCGACCUGCGGCAGCCGAGGACCCCAUCGAUCGGAUACCCGGGGCGCAGCUCGCGGCCGCGAGCAGGACGGGGCCGGGCACUGCGCCUUUGUCCCCGGAGGCUCCGGGAAGUUUGCAGCGGGACGCGCGCGUGAAGGCAGCGUGGGCAGCCCGGACGUCGCCAAGCAGCAUGGGCGUCGGGCGCAGCGCGCGGGGUCGCGGCGGGGCCGCCUCGGGCGUGCUGCUGGCGUUGGCCGCCGCGCUGCUGGCCGCGGGUUCGGCCAGCGAGUACGACUACGUGAGCUUCCAGUCGGACAUCGGCUCGUAUCAGAGCGGGCGCUUCUACACUAAGCCCCCGCAGUGCGUGGACAUCCCCGUGGACCUGCGGCUGUGCCACAACGUGGGCUACAAGAAGAUGGUGCUGCCCAACCUGCUGGAGCACGAGACCAUGGCAGAGGUGAAGCAGCAGGCCAGCAGCUGGGUGCCGCUGCUCAACAAGAACUGCCACAUGGGCACCCAGGUCUUCCUCUGCUCGCUCUUCGCGCCCGUCUGUCUGGACCGGCCCAUCUACCCGUGUCGCUGGCUCUGCGAGGCCGUGCGCAACUCCUGCGAGCCGGUCAUGCAGUUCUUCGGCUUCUACUGGCCCGAGAUGCUCAAAUGUGACAAGUUCCCCGAGGGCGACGUCUGCAUCGCCAUGACCCCGCCCAAUGCCACCGAAGCCUCGAAACCCCAAGGUACAACAGUGUGUCCUCCGUGUGACAACGAGUUGAAAUCGGAAGCCAUCAUUGAACACCUCUGUGCAAGCGAGUUUGCACUGAGGAUGAAAAUCAAAGAAGUGAAGAAGGAAAACGGUGACAAGAAGAUUGUCCCCAAGAAGAAGAAACCCUUGAAGCUAGGGCCCAUCAAGAAGAAGGAGCUGAAGCGGCUCGUGCUGUUCCUAAAGAAUGGUGCCGACUGUCCCUGCCACCAGCUGGACAACCUCAGCCACAACUUUCUCAUCAUGGGCCGCAAGGUGAAGAGCCAGUACCUGCUGACAGCCAUUCACAAGUGGGACAAGAAAAACAAAGAAUUCAAAAACUUCAUGAAGAGAAUGAAAAACCAUGAGUGCCCCACCUUCCAGUCUGUUUUUAAGUGAUACUGGGGUGGACUGGGGAGGGAGUGUGGCUUGGGGUGAGGGUGGGGCCGCGUGGGUGACCCUGGCUCUUGGGGCUCACAUAUUGCUCUCACCCAUUACAGUUGUGGCUUUUGCAUCACACCUGGCUCUGUUCCUACAGCGAUCCCUUUCCCUUCCCUCCAUAGCCACAUCCAGCUAAGGCCACGGCCCUUUAGAUUAGGAAGGCUUUUUUUAAGGGCUGCAGCAGGGCCAGCAAGCACCGUGCAAAAGGAGAGGCAGAAUCCUUUCACUGAGCCUCCGGCACAAAACAAAAAAUGUUUGCCGGUUUGGAAAAAAAAAAAAGAUUACAAAGAAGUGCGGGAGGAUGGCUGCUCAGCUCGACGUUCUGGACAUCAUUACCAAUUACUCGUGGAGUCUAAGCCUUUACAGGUAGAAGAUUUUGAUCAUUGCCAAGCCAGGUUGCUUUCAGUUUGGUAGUAAUCCCCCUCUUUCUGCCUUAGAUAGAAAUAUCACCACCUUUAAAACACACGCACGUGCGCACGGACACACACACACACACACACACACACACACACACACACACACACUUCUGAAAGUAGCCAGGGUAUCCCAGUACAGAAUGAGAUAGAUAAGGGGCUGAAUGGGAGGCCACUGCCUACUCUACCCUCCGCUUUUGAACCAGCCACCUUUGAUAGGAAACUGUAGGUGUCAGAUGGACAUUUUUACUGGUCCAUCGGGAUACAAGGAUGACAGGGACCUGCCUGUAUUAGGAGGAACAUGGGCAUGAAGAGACAUGAGGCAUUUCAGGCUGAGAAGUCAGUGGUUACUAGUUUUCAAAAAUAUAAUGAAAGAAAUGAACAAAUGUAGACUGUCAAGCAGGUCAUGAGUCAGGGUGAUUGGGGAUCCUGUGUGAAUGGUCUCACAUUGUAGUUCCAUCUGUCACAGUUCAAAAAAGAACAGCAACAUAAACAGGAAUAAAAUACACUCUCCAAGGCUUGGAUAAAAGUCCACACUGAGCAUUUAAAAGACUAAUGUCGCUGACUGCCCAAGGCUGCCCUUUCAGUAAGCACACUGUCUGCGCAUGUGCUGUAGAAGGCAACUCUGUCUGCGCAUGUGCUGUGGAGGAGAUGGGUGUGGCAUCAUGGCUGUAUCUAGCUGCCAUAGCUGUGGAAGGAGACCGUAUCCACAGUGCUGCCCAGACUCUGCUUUUCUGCAAGGAGAGCCCUUUUCCUUACACAUGAUUGCUUGUAAUUCAAACAAAUUUAAAAUCGCUGCCUGCCUGAGCCCUCCACCUUUACUUUUGUGUUCCUUCACUCAAUACUCUUUUGAGGCUAAGUGCCCUAUCCAAGAAGAUGGUUUCAAAGGCUAACCAUCGGCAGUUUUCCCAAGUGCCCAAAGGUAUUCCUCAAAGUUGGUAUACUUAAUAAGUGAUGUAAAUAUUUCCGUUCUCUUAGGCAGCCUUACUCCUGUUGUCUGGGUAGGUUUUUUUUUUUUUUUUUUUUUUUUAAUGUUAAUUUCUUCCACCAAAGUCUGAUUAUUCACUCCCCACCACAUCUCACGGGCCACAAUAGCUGUCCCUUUGGCAUACUUAAUCCAGAGUCAGUAUUGGUCGUGAGGAGUCAUGUUGUCUAGUGGCUUUGAAUUGACACAGAAACAGGAAAAUUCUGGUUACUUCUGAAAGACUCCAGCCUGAAAAAUUCACCACAUCAACCUAGUUACCGACCUGAGUGGGGUAGUAACCUAAUUAACUUCAUGUUUAGUAAUCCUAUUAUUUUAACACUUAAGAAUUCUUCCAACCUUAACCAUAACGUUCUUAGGAGCCUUGAGUGAUUUGCCUGUAAUUGUGGAUGAUUUAAAAAUGUGUAUGUGAAUUAAUAAUUAGAAAUAGUCUACCUUCUCAUUGUCCAACUGAAAUGCAAAAUUUCAUGAGUGUGUAGAUCUGGGCCUCGAGCCACUAAUUCAGUGCUUGGUGAGGGUCUGCUCGUUUUUUGGCAAAGUGCAUCAUGCGGCAAGGCCCUCUACGUGGCCUGCGUGGAUUUUUCUGGGGAUGCUUUUCACAGAAUAAAAGGGAGGGCCUGUGCUGAGCAGCUCCAGAUUAGGAAUCCUCAGGUAGGAGGCAGCAUUCUCAGAAAGGAUUCACAAUCAACUGAUCUUUUGAAAGGCAGCGGCUGUCACCCCCCUCCCCCGCUCAGAAUCCCCGGCUUUAGAGGUCCAUUGUGGACCUGUGAGGAUUUCAGACACACACAGAUCAGUUUUGUCUAUAUACUAUGUCAGCAGUUCCAGACAAAAAGGGAGACUAUCUAAGGGCCCAAAGCUCUGUGAUCAGCAGCCUUUGUCCUUUUCAACAAAAGGUAGAACAAACCAAUGUGCAGACUCAUUGGCUUUGUCCCUGGCUUCCAAUGGAGGAGGUCCAUGUGCGCUCUGACCAGCGUUGCUGGUGAAAGGGUCAGAUUUGGAAAGCUUUAAAACAGUCAUUCUGGAGAGUCAGGGAAAGCUAAACCCACCAAACUUUUGGAAACUAUCAGUAGUUAGCUUAGGAAAUAGACUGGGGGAUGGGGCAAGAAUUGUAAGAAUAUUUUACUUUAAAAACAUUCUGUUAUCAAUACUCAAAGCUCAUGGUUGGUGGGUUAGCACUAUGCCCUCCCUGGGGCAGAGUCUAAGCCCCGCUCCAGGCUUCCUAUGAAUGUGUAAAUUACAGAAAUCUUAUUUCCCCAAAGCUAGAACCUGUUUUUCUUGUUAGCCUCCGUGUAACCAGAUGCUCUGUGGUACCUUCAUAGCCGGAAGUGUUUCAAGGUGUGCUUCAGAAUCAAACCCCAGGCCACAUCUCUACAAUGGCACCCCGGCUGCUCUGACCUGGCACUGUGGGUCCCAAGCACAUAGACGGAAUUCCUGUUGGCCUAGUUCCUUCGUGAGGACUCCACUUUAUAGCCUAAGCCUUUUAUAAAAAGCUUUGAAUACUGUGAAGAUGUUUUACAUUCCAUUUCGUUCGUGUUGUUUCUUAACUACAUUUGACCAGAUGUUUUGAUGUUAUCACGUAUGUUAAUAGUAAUUCCCAGAUGUGUUUUGUUUUCAUGCUUUCCCUGCCAUGUAUUCACUUCACUAAAAUCACUCGAUCAAUAA
Molecule: messenger RNA, 4318 nt
Organism: Arvicanthis niloticus (Nile rat)
Lineage: Eukaryota; Metazoa; Chordata; Mammalia; Rodentia; Muridae
Gene: Sfrp1
Product: secreted frizzled related protein 1
Biological process (GO): non-canonical Wnt signaling pathway; canonical Wnt signaling pathway
Molecular function (GO): Wnt-protein binding
Source: RefSeq, a predicted model, not a curated record